AUGAAGGUUGCCCAGAAGCUUUGGUUUCUGGCAGUAGUAGCCUUGUCGCUGCACCGCACCGCUGCUAGAUUGUCUUCUGUAGAGGGCGCUUCCGACCUAGGUGGGAGUGAUAACGAAGCAAACAAUGAGAAAAGAUCUCUUCUCCCUGCUAUUCGAUCCAGACAUGGUUUGCGCCUUGAAAAGGACGUAAAGAUGGUGGAGGAGAGGAAGUUGAAGAGUUCUCCAUCCGAAAGCGAGCAACACAAACCCACAAAACCAAACAAGACGAAGGGGCACGCCGAACCCCACAGCAAAAAGAAAGACACAAAGGACAAGAAACACUCGGAAAGUGACUCGGAAAGUGACUCGGAAAGUGAAUCGGAAAGUGGCUCGGAGAGUACGAGUAUUGAUCUUGGUGAGGUCGCCGGAAAAAUCUCCGAAGGCGCCGAAUAUGCCCAAAAGAGUCUCUCCAUGUUUACUUCUGCGCCCGCUGACGAGGAUGAAGAAGAUACGACCGACGCGGACGAAGAGAGCGAUGGCGGUGAAGAGGAAAGUGAUGGCGGUGAAGAGGAAAGUAGCAGCGGUGCCAGCGACUACGUGGACGACAGCAACAAUGGCACUAGCGAGAGCAGUAACAGCUCCGCCGAGAGCAGCGAAACCAGCGACAGCAGCAUCGCUGGCUCUGGUGGUAAGGCUGCAACCACAUCCUCGACAGUGAACACUGUACCUGGCAAUAAAGUGGGUACUCUGUCCACCCAAGGCAAUGCCGAUGGCAGUGCGAUAACUGUGACCUUUACCGCCAGUGUACCAGUUGGUUGUGGUAACGGUAGAUGCAGCAGUGGAGACAAGAGCGACGAGGAUGUCAACAAUUUCCAGUACGUGACAGCCAUUGCUUACAUUGGCCGCAAGGACAGGUGCGAGCCUCCAUUUCAGAAAGUAUUAGCAAAUAGCAGAAGGAAGGAGAAGAUACAUGCUUGCGUUUCAAAAAAUUCUCUCUUUGGACGACCCAUUACUGCGCUGACAAUCCAAGACUUUAAAUCCUGUCAAAGUGGCUUUCAUCUUGAAGGGACUUUGGGAAAAUCUGAUGGCAACUUGAACCAAGGAAAGGGCCCUCCCAUGUACCUGUGUGCAUCCAAAGAUAAAAGCAACGGUGACUACAUCAAGAAUAUCCAAGUCAGUGAUUUUCGUCCGGCUGCAUUUGCAAGGCCUGUUGACUUGGCCGGACAUGAUGACGGGAACCUCAACUUUGGGACCGGCAAACACGGGCUCUGGAUAAGCAUUCCAGACCGAGUCGCCUUCAUGAAGAAUGCACCUUAUUGUGGUUCUUGCUAUGGUGCCAACACAACCGCCCAUCAGUGCUGCCAGACAUGCGAUCAAAUCAGAGAUGCGUACAGGAAGGCUGGUUGGCGAAACGACACUGCAAUAUUUGUUUCUGCUGCCCAGUGCAUCCGUGAGGGGCUAUCAGCAAGCCCAACAUUGUCACCUACAUUAAUGCUGGACACAGCGCCACGAAUCAGUCAAUAUGGGCCUCCUGAAUCUCCUAGUGUGUCGCCACCAACACUUCCCCCCACACCACGACCAACUCGUCUGGUUGGGUACACCGGAACAGACUAUGUAACUGCCAUUGCACUUACAAAUGGUACAUGCGGUCCAGCAUUUGACUACGCCAAAGAUGAAUAUGGUGAAAAGGUUGACUUGAAUGAAGCAGUCGUAAAGGCAAAAGAGUUGAAUCAUUAUCUACAGACUGUGAAAAAAAUUUGGAAGGACAGAAAGAAAAAUUACCCCAACCUUGAACAGAGCAGUCAUAGGGGUAGCUUCAUUGCAAUCACGGCUCUUGCCCCCAAGUGGGGAAAUGUGGCCGACUCUCCACCUGUCUUUCUUUGUAUUUCAAGGAACCCCAUCUUUGGGAAACCUAUCACUGGGAUUCAACUUGUAGCUGGUGGUGGGAAAUGUGAUAAUGCGGAAUCUUUGUACACCCAAAACGCAGGGUUGUAUGGAGAUACGGAUGGGAAUCUCAACCAGUAUGACAUGAAGAACAGAGAAGACUCUCUGACAAGGUUCAUUCGCUUGUGCUAUUCCAAAGACAAGACAUUGGCUUCUCCUAUCCAAGACGUCCAGCUGGUUAGAACAAAACCACCUGAAUCCCAAAGACCCGAUAUUGUGGGCGUGGAUGAUGAUGGAAAUGUAAUGGGCAUCAGAAAAGCAUUCCUUGAAAAGAAGCUUCUGGAAAAGUGCAGAGAGAAAAUGCAUGGCGCUAUCAAGGCUUUUGAUGAUAAAUGUGAUUCCCGUAAUUGGUAUGUAGUUGUGGGUUGGGUGGAGAAAGGCUGCGACUAUCAUGAAAAGUCAAAGGUCGAUGCUUUCAACCAGUUCCGGGCGAAAGCUCGGGAAUAUGCCAAGUCUGUCCCAGGAAUGGGACUGUGGUUCAAGAUUUCACGAGCUCCGCCAACACCAGCUCCGACAUCCAAACCUACAAAUUUCCCAACUGCAGCACCCAUCAUGACCACACCCUUUCCUACGAUCAGUUCUCCAACCAACAUGAAUGCCAACUAUGUCACAGCCAUCAAAUUCACCACACUCUCUUUUGGAAAAAAAACUCGUCCUGAUUGCAAAGAAAACUUUGAGCCACUUGGAACCGAAGGGUGCUCUCUGUCUGCGGAUAAUGCCACCUUAAUUGAUGGCCUGAAUGGGUUCUACGUCUGGGCUUGUCUUUCCAAGAAUCCUCUCUAUGGUGCACCUAUCACUGCCCUUGCUGUACAAAGCAAUAACACCUGCCAAGAUGGCUUCCAGCUGGCAGGCACAGCAGGUAAAACCACAGGCGAUUUGAACAAAGGAGAAGGUCCUCCGAUAUACUUGUGCUAUUCAAGAGAUGAAGGCAGGGGUGGCCCAAUGGCAUCAGUUACUCUGUCGGAUACAAAGCCAGUUGAAGCUGAGAGGGCAGUCGAUUUGGGAUCUGGUGAUGACGGCAAUCUCAACUUCGGCACAGGACAAGCAGGAAUUUGGUUCAAAUUCUACUUUGCCCCACCAACCCAGGCUCCUACAUCAAUGCCUACACCAUUCCCCACUCCAGCUCCCAUUGUGUCUACUCCCUUCCCAACCAUUAGCUCUCCAACCAGCAGCAUGAACACCAAUUAUGUUACUGCACUAAAGUUCACCACAUUGCACUCUCUCAACCCUAUUACUCUCAACACUACUACUCCUGACUGUGGAGAAAACUUUGAGCAGCUCCAAACUGAAGGGGGUUCUCUUUCCACUGAUGAUUCCAGCCUGAAUGCUGGCCUCACUGGCAUCUACAUUUGGGCGUGCCUUUCCAAGAAUCCAAUGUACGGCUCACCUAUUACUGCUCUUACGGUACAAAGCAGCAAUGUCUGUCAAGAUGGCUAUCAACUCACAGGCACAGAAGGCGAAACCACAGGAGAUUUGAAUUCAGGUGAAGGGCCUCCCCUGUUCUUGUGCUACACUAGAGGUGAAAAUGCAGGCAGCUCUCUGGAGUCCAUCACUCUAUCAGACUCCAAGCCAGCUGACACUGAAAGGGCUUUUGAUUUGUUGUCUGGCGAUGACGGUAAUAUCAACUUUGGCACAGGUCAAGCUGGGCGUUGGUUCAAGAUCAAGCGGGAUUGUGGUUCCUGUUAUGGUGCCAACACGACUGUGCAGUGUUGCAAUACCUGUGAGGAAGUUGUGAACUUGUACCAUGCCCACAAUUUGGUGGCUGAUCAGAGUGGUUUCGUCCAGUGCGAAGAUGAAUAA
Messenger RNA from Seminavis robusta, 3723 nucleotides. The record is from the annotation of a GenBank genome assembly. Lineage: Eukaryota; Bacillariophyta; Bacillariophyceae; Naviculales; Naviculaceae.